This is a messenger RNA of Aegilops tauschii subsp. strangulata, 1795 nucleotides long. Its product is annotated as putative cis-zeatin O-glucosyltransferase. The record is from RefSeq and is a predicted model, not a curated record. Lineage: Eukaryota; Viridiplantae; Streptophyta; Magnoliopsida; Poales; Poaceae.
CUCCUACUCUCUACUCCAGAAACGUCCAAUUCUUUCCGUCUCCACUCACGGUCAACACAGAGAAUGGAAGGGAAGGCAAAGAACCCAGCGGCGUCGGUGGCCGUCGUGGCGGUGCCGUUCCCGGCGCAGGGCCACCUCAACCAGCUCCUGCACCUGUCUCUGGAGCUAGCCUCGCGCGGUCUCGACGUGCACUACGCGGCGUCCCCGCCGCACGUCCGCCAGGCUCGCGCGCGCGUGCACGGCUGGGACGACGACGCGCUCCGCUCCAUCCACUUCCACGACCUCGGCAUCUCCACCUACGUCUCCCCGCCUCCAGACCCCGCCGCCGACCCGCCCUUCCCCUCCCACCUCAUGCCCAUGUUCGAGGCCUUCACCGCUGGCGCGCGCGCCCCGCUCGCGGCCGUCCUCCGCGAGCUCUCUGCUUCUCGCCGCCGCGUCGUCGUCGUGCACGACCUCAUGAACGCCUUCGCGUCCGAGGAGGCGGCGAAGCUGCCCAACGGGGAGGCUUUCGGGUUUCACUGCACCGCCGUGUCGUCCAUCGUCGGGCGGAUGGACGCCGGGCACCGGCUCCUGCGCGACAACGGCCUCACGCACCUCCCCACCCGCGUGUCCGAGGAGUUCGCGGACUAUGCCAGCAAACGCGCGAUGGCGGGACAGUCCAUUUCGAACGGCGCCGGCAUCAUCGUCAACACGUGCCGCGCGCUUGAGGGUGAGUUCGUCGACGUUGUUGCCGAGCAGAUGGCGACCGACGGCAAGAAGCUCUUUGCCAUCGGGCCGUUGAACCCGCUGCUCGAGGCGACAGCGUCGGACCAGGGGAAGACGCAGCGGCACCAGUGCCUGAACUGGCUUGACCAGCAGCCGCCGUCAUCGGUGCUCUACGUGUCGUUCGGCUCGAGCUCCUCGCUCCGGGAGGAGCAAGUCGCGGAGCUUGCGGCGGCGCUGCACGGCAGCAAGCAGCGCUUCAUCUAGGUGCUGCGGGACGCCGACCGCGGCGACAUAUUCACAGACGCUGACGACAGCCGGCACGCCGAGCUGCUGUCCCAGUUCACCAAGCAGACCGAAGGCAUGGGGCUGGUGAUCACAGGGUGGGCGCCGCAGCUGGAGAUCCUGGCGCACGGCGCCACGGCGGCGUUCAUGAGCCACUGCGGCUGGAACUCGACCAUGGAGAGCAUGAGCCACGGCAAGCCAAUUCUUGCCUGGCCCAUGCACUCCGACCAGCCGUGGGACGCGGAGCUGGUGUGCAGCUACCUCAAGGCCGGCCUCCUCGUGAGGCCGUGGGAGAAAUACGGCGAGGUGAUAUCGGGGACAACCAUACAGCAGGUCAUUGAAACGAUGAUGGUCGCCGAGGAACGGCUCGCAGUGAGGCAGCGGGCAGAGGCGCUCGGGGAGGCCGUCCGUUCGUCGGCGGCUCAGGGCGCAUCAUCGCACAAGGAACUGGAGGACUUCAUAUCAUACAUGACAAGGUGAUGUAUGAUGAUGGAAAUUUUACACUGAAGCAUAUGCCGUAGUUUCCGUUUAAAUAAACUUUGAGCAGUUUGAGUUGAGCUUGGGUUGUAUAACUUGAGAGGAAAUUUCAUUUCGUAAUUCUUGUCGUGGUUUUAGUUUAGAACUAUGGAACGGAGUGAUAGUAUUAGGAGUACUAAACAAGCAUGAAUGGCCCAGUAUUUUCUUCGGUUGACACUGUCUCUUUGGGAUCACGGAUUAGAAGACCUGUCAGCCUUUCCUAAUGUAUUCUUCAUGUAAUCUUUGACUAUCUUAAAGGGAGCGCCUAGAAAUCAUCUAGCUAAGACAUAAA